AUGCCAGCUAAGCCCCCCUUGGUCGGCCUCUGGCUGACUGCCCACACUGCCCUCUCCUCCCCUCCUUUGCACGCUUGCACGCACGCACGCACGCACUCACACGCCCCCCACGCUGCCCCCGGGAAACCUCUGCCGUCGCCCGCAGCACUCUGCAAAUCGACGCCUGCACCUGCGUGUGUGUGCGCCUACACUAGGUGGUCUCCUCAGGCCAGUGCCAGUGCCAAUACCAGUGUCCAGGGCCACGCAGCGUUGCAACUACUGGGCAAGCCCUAUGCACGCAAGAGGGCCGGCUCCCCGGUGGAGGAUCUCUUUUCUCAUCCGUCUGCUGCUGCUGCUGCCGCUGCCGCUGCCGCUGCUGCUCCUGCUAUUGUCGUGUCCAGUCGUCGUGCCUCUCUCCCUCUCUCUCUCCACACCAGAGGAGAAGAAAAAAACUGUCUCGUCCCUAAUGUGCUAGACGCCUUCCAACAAAGCCUCUCAUCCCUUCAACUCCACUCGCCUCCGGUCCACGCUAAAAAAACAGGGCCCUUACCCAUAGGCCUGUUUGGGCUGCUCUGCUGCAGUGUACCAUGA
This is a messenger RNA of Bipolaris oryzae ATCC 44560, 570 nucleotides long. RefSeq lists its product as uncharacterized. The record is from RefSeq and is a predicted model, not a curated record. Lineage: Eukaryota; Fungi; Ascomycota; Dothideomycetes; Pleosporales; Pleosporaceae. The coding region runs from base 1 to 570 and encodes 189 amino acids. The transcript has 2 exons.